This is a messenger RNA of Betta splendens (Siamese fighting fish), 794 nucleotides long. RefSeq names its product protein C19orf12 homolog. The transcript has 3 exons. The record is from RefSeq and is a predicted model, not a curated record. NCBI's taxonomy places the organism in Eukaryota, Metazoa, Chordata, Actinopteri, Anabantiformes, Osphronemidae. Bases 1 to 366 code for a protein of 121 amino acids.
AUGUGGAAGUCUUUCUUGUUUUCUAGUUAUCUAAUUAAUCGUCUUUGGAUUCUGAUUCAACCACAUCUAUUGCAUUUUAAACCUCUUGGUAUUGCUGUUGGUGGUGCUGUUGGAGGCCUUUUGGGAUGCUGGCUGACCAGUGGACAGUUCAAACCCCUGCCUCAGAUCAUCAUGGAGCUCAGCCCUCAGCAGCAGCAGAGGCUUUACGAGGACCUCAUGGUGAUCCUGGGUGACAUUCAGUGGACAGAUAUCAUUCAGUUAACAACUCUGGUGAUGGGCAAUCAGACUCUAAAGCAGCAGCUCACAGCUGCUCUAAUCGGGUUUGUCACCAAAGAGUUACAGGCAGAAGUGCACUAUGUGGACUGAUAGCUGUGGAAUCCCUGGAAAGGACUGAUCAGAAGGUCUAGCGCUCAGGAUAAUGGAACCUUUCAAAUAGAAUGUGAACGCUUUGUCAAACUGAAAUUUGAAACAAUUUAGUAUAAAGUUGCUCACAGCAAGUAAUACUCCUGGUAGGAAUUUACACUGAUUACUAGGUGUUCAAGUCAUUAUCGUGAAUUUCAACAGCUGUACAACCAGAAUAUUUUAUUUUGAGAAUUACUGUGAAAAUUGAUAGUUAAAUUAAUGGUUUAUUUAUUAAGUGUACUUUUAAAAGUUAACUGACAGCAGAAUUAAGUAUUGAGUGCCAACGCUGCUUUUUCAUUUCCACUCAACAAGUGUAAUAAUGUACCAUCUGUGUACAGUAUAUUGACAUGUGGCUUUAAAUGACUUUCAAUAAAAACACUUAUCAAGUUUCA